AUGUCAUUCGUGCAAAAACAUGCGCGUGCGCCAACGUUGUUUAGAAAAAAUAAAAAAUAUUUUGUAAAUAUAAAACUGUUAGUAGAGUACAAAAUGAUUCAAACUGUGACAUCUCUUCUGGUUCUUAUAAUGUCUGUGACGGGACAAGUAGUGCAAGCUUCGGAUUUUGUGUCGCCGUGUCCAAGUGUAUUCAAAUAUGAACCACCGGGAACUGAAGCUGGGAAAUGGUACGGUGUAGUGAACUUCACUUCGGAGUUUACCCUCUACGGUCUUUGGAUGAACAUUGUGCUUGAUAGCAAGGCUGAUAUUCUUGGGAACUGGAUAGGCGAGGUGACAACCGACGACAAUAUAGACUUCAAAAUAGAAAAUACUAAAACGAAAAUCAGUCCCGAGGAACCUCUUAGUAUACGUUUCUUUGUUCAAUACAAAGCUCAAAACGUAACACCUAAGUUAAAGGCCAUAAGGGUUAAUGGGAGAGAAAUAUGUAACAUAGAAAUCCCUCGAGUUACAGAAAUUCCAAAACCUGUAACAGAACCAGUUGUUUAUGAUGUAUGGCCCAGAGCAACCGAUACAACUACUGUGAGACCAGCAGUGACAUCAACGACAAGCAGUUACAAACACCAGCCGACAACAACGCAAUCAUAUUGGUACCAACUACUAGACAAGCAACGAACUAGUACAAAAUCGUACUGGACACAAACAACCACGCCAAAUGUUUACCCAGUGAAACCCGUUGAUAAACAAACUACGACAGUAAAGCCACAAUUCUGGACGGAAGCAAAAACUACAGAAAGCACCACACGAACUACUUCAAAACCUCAAUACUGGCAACAAACGACCUUAAAACCAAUUUAUUGGACUAAAAGUGAAGACAAAACACAGACAACUGCAAAAUCUCAAGUCUGGCCUUACGUGAAAGUAGAUAACACCCAACAAACUAAAGUUGAAGAUAAAAUAAAUGCUACUACAGAAAAUAAUAAAGUUCAAACAUGGUCGCACAGUAGAGUUUCUAGCAACCAGCACACGAAAGCUCAUGAAAGAAACAAAACUAAAGGUCAUAGUCAUGAUCAUACUCAAAACUCAAGCAACUGGCCCAAAAAUAAUGAAGUACAAAAUGUAGAAAGUAAUCAUCAAUCAAACACAUCGGUCUAUAUACAGAAUGCAAAUGAAAGUACAUACUACACUACAGAUAAAUCUGUAGUUUGGCCAGUUGCGAAGAUGACAGAGAACCAAACGACUUUGAUAACUGAUACUAAAAUAGGAAACAGCUCACAAGCUCUCAAUAAAAAAGAAGUACAUACAAAACAUUGGCCGAAAAUUCCAUCAGAUAAUACCACUUCAGUAGUGGCAAAACCAACUGGAACGGACAGUUCAUCUUUCAUUUGGGUUGAGAGUCAAACGGCGUAUUCUGGAACCGAUCAUCAGAACCAAUCAUACAGUAAACUAUCAGUAACACCCAUUCGCACAAAACCUUUGCUUCAGAUAACUCCAAUUUACGUUCGACCAGAAGAUAAAGAAAGGGUAUCAGACAAAAGAUAUGAAACUGCACAGUAUUCAGAGGAAACAAGUAGGUACGAACCUGAAAAGGUUCAACGAGUAAGUCCAGUAGCUUACGAAAAGAGUGAUAUGACAUAUGACACUGAGGAAGAAGACCGUCUAGUAGUGAAACCAAUAAAAAGAACUGAUGGAGAUGAGCAGAAACCUAACUGGUCUGGUGAAAGAACUUCAGACUAUUUUGGAGAUAGCCCUCAGAGUUAUAUUGGGCAUAACACUAAGAACAAAAUGAGAUUGGAAUCCGAGGAUGAGAGCUAUAUUAAAUAUAGUGAUGAUAUAAUGAAGAAUUUGGCUGAAAAUGCAAAUUCACAUUUCAAUAGUUACCAGCUGACUACAGACGCACCACCUGCAGCCCUAUUCUAUAAAUCUGAAGAUUAUGACAUUCCGAGGAAGGAAGACAAGAUCGAGUACUAUGUCGGUGGACUACCCAUCUUCUACAUACCCAACCAUGCACCUCGACCUAAGAUGGAACUAAUAUGUGGAAACGUUUUAAUGAACAAGGACAAGAAAAGCAAUCGAAGUGUAACAGCGACUUUGGAGGGACAGUGGCCGUGGCAAGUAGCACUGUACCAACAACAAACUUCAGUGGACUUCAGGUACAUAUGUGGAGGUACCCUGGUGUCGAAACGCCACGUCGUCACAGCUGCCCACUGCGUCACUAAAAAGUUUUCUACCAGGGUGGUCAACCAGAACACCCUGACGGUCUACCUGGGGAAGCAUAACUUGAGGAACUCCGUUGAAGGAGUACAAGUGAAGUUUGUAAGCAGAAUAUUCGUCCAUCCAGAAUAUAACUCGACAAUCUUCAGUUCCGACCUGGCAAUCCUGGAGCUUCGAGAUGAGGUGACAUACUCCGAGCGAGUCCAGCCUGCAUGUCUCUGGCCGGAAAAUGAGAAGGAUCUGAAAUUUGUCGUGGGAGAAAGGGGAUCCGUGGUAGGUUGGGGCUACGAGAGUACAGGGAAGGCGAGGGAGGAGCUGACACUACUGGAGAUGCCUGUGGUAGACCAGCAGACCUGUGUCAAUUCCUACGAACAAUUCUUUGGAAUAUUCACCUCUGAUAAGACGUACUGCGCUGGAUAUAGAGACGUCGGCUCAGCAUGCAACGGCGACAGUGGAGGCGGCAUGGUCUUCGAGAAGGAUGGCUCCUGGUACCUCAGAGGAGUAGUGUCCCUUUCUGUAGCUAAGAAAGGAGUCUACAGAUGUGACCCUACUCAUUACGUCAUAUUCACUGACGUCGCCAAGUUCUUACCCUGGGUAGAAGAGCAUAUUGAAGACAGUAUUUAA
Messenger RNA from Spodoptera littoralis (African cotton leafworm), 2835 nucleotides. NCBI's taxonomy places the organism in Eukaryota, Metazoa, Arthropoda, Insecta, Lepidoptera, Noctuidae. The record is from the annotation of a GenBank genome assembly.